CCCUCACCUUUUCACCUCGUCGGAAACUGCGAGGUAUUCACGGGUCACACGCGCAUCUUCAUCCUCGCUUCCUCCUUCCGCGUACUCGCCUCCUCCCUGCCUCCCACCCUCUCUCCAUCGCUCCUAUCUCUCUUCGCAUCCUCUCUGGCUCGUUCUUUCGUCGCCGUAUGGACGGACGCGGGCGCGCCGUCUCAUCUCCCGGACGUAAAAGCAGGAAAAUGCCGCGCGUUAAGGAGGGAACGAGGAUGGGCGGCGGGCUUCUGUAGCGUCUUCCUCGCCAAGAAGCUUCUGGUCUCCGGGGGACACAACGGACACAUCCAGGAUGUCUACGUCGUCAAGUGGAGCCGCUGACGGGAGCCAGAGGAACUCUUUGGAGGCGGAACUCCGACCGGCCGGCGAAGAUGGCGGGCGGCCCAAGCCCAAGGACAGAAACAAGCCGGCGGAGGACGCCUUCCAGCAGGACGUGGAGCACUACCUCACCACGGGCUACCUCCACAUCGCCGAAAGGAGAGGGCCAACAGGCAGCAUGUCGUCCAUGGAGGUUAACGUGGACCUGCUGGAGCAGAUGGACCUGAUGGACAUGUCGGACCACGAGGCGCUCGACGUCUUCCUGCACUCUGGCGGCGAAGACAACAGCGCCGCCUCGCCCGUCGCAGGACCAGAGUCAUUGAGCAGCGAGAUCAGCCUUCAGGUUCCCACUCAGGCAGAGUUGCGCCACAAGUUGUCGUCUUUGUCAUCGGCAUGCGCCCGCGACGAAGACGAAGAAGAGGAGGACGAUGAGGAGGAAGGUUCCGGGAGGACCACCAGGAGGCGGAGGAGGAAGAGGGCGCCUCCGCCGUCGUCCGCACCAGACGUUUGAGGACGACGGCCGCCACGUGACCUCUACCUUAAACAGUAACGUUCUUCCCCCCUAAACAUUUUCUUCCUCUUGUGGCGCUCAGGUCCCCAUCUUGUGGUAUUAUUUGGAUUCCCAAAAAGGAAAAAAAGAGGCACGUGACGGCGAUCGCCAAAUGUGAAAUGUGACCUACUGCCGAGCAAAUGCUUACGUUCCCUUAAUGGUUUUUGUUCCCCUUUGGCGAGGUUUUCUUCGGACGUGCGACUUGAUCCGUGGCUUCCAUCUUGCGUACACGACCACAAAGUUAAGCGUGUUCCCAGACGAGCCACUUUGAGCUUGAUGUAUUUACAUCCAUAACUGCCAAUGUGUAGCGUCUCUUUGUUCUUGUUGUUAUCCUGCUGACAAGACUUGUUCGGGCGCGGCGCAUUCAAGGACCUUUCAAUUUCUUCAUAGUUAAUAAAAGACCGUGCGUGCUUGUUCAAUGGGUACUGAAUAUAUCCAAGUAUACACUUUUACAGCGCCUUUCAGGUCUUAUAAAUACAAUGACUUAUAUACAAAUACAUCAUGUACAACAGAAAAACAUGGCUCCAAAUUGUGUCUUAUCAUUUUAAAUGUGUAGAUUUACACCAGGGUUGGUUGGCAAAGU
Messenger RNA from Corythoichthys intestinalis (scribbled pipefish), 1481 nucleotides. RefSeq names its product dysbindin-like. The coding region runs from base 323 to 859 and encodes 178 amino acids. The transcript is spliced from 4 exons. The record is from RefSeq and is a predicted model, not a curated record. NCBI's taxonomy places the organism in Eukaryota, Metazoa, Chordata, Actinopteri, Syngnathiformes, Syngnathidae. Gene Ontology annotation, biological process: anterograde synaptic vesicle transport; neuron projection development; regulation of synaptic vesicle exocytosis. Gene Ontology annotation, cellular component: neuron projection; synaptic vesicle membrane; cytoplasm.